AUGGAACAUGUGAAAGUGUUUUAUGAAAAACUCCAUGCUAUCUCGCAGGCGAUUGAUUGUCUACGUCCUAAUAAGCAUAUGAAUCCUAAUGAUGUGGCUCAUCGUCAAAAAGAAAUUGAUGUCGAUCAAGUCUACGAUUUUCUUGGAGGGCUUGAUCCGCCGUAUAAUGGUGUCCGUAGCCGAAUCCUUGCUCAAAGUCCUAUUCUGUCUCCUUUGAAAGCUUAUCACAUGGUGAUGGAAGAGGACACUCGUCAAUCUGCUAUGCUCGGAGGAGUUGCUGCCCUCAAGGUGGAUUCUGCCUGCUCACGAUCCAUCGCCCACCAUGACUCGAUAGGUCACCCAUUUACCCAGUCAUCCAAUGCCUCUUCUGGGUCUCGUUCUGCUGGUUCUGCCCAUGCCAAAUUUAGUUCCCUUCAGAGACCUCGUAAGUGCAGUCAUUGUGGUGGUGAUCAUUGUUCCGAGAAGUGUUUUAAGGAGCAUGGUUACCUUGAUUUGUUUGCUGACUACCAAGCUUGUAUGUAUGGCCCCAAGGCUACUUGUACUAUAACCCAAGGAAAGACAGAUUUCCCAACUCCAUAUGCCCAUUUGUGUGCUUCUGAUACCCUUCCAAAUAUUGAUUCUAAUACUUGGAUAAUUAACACUAAUGCUUCUAAUCAUAUGACUUGUGAUGAUAAAUUGCUUGAUGAGUUGUCUAGUAAUCCUCUUAACCUCUACAUAACUAAUGCUAAUGGCUUACCCUUGCUUGUUACAGGUGAGGGUAAAAUUCACCUCACCCCUUCCUUGUCUUUGUCCCAUGCACUCCUGUGUUCUUUCCAGGAUCUCAAGACUCACGAGACAAUUGGACAUGGUAAACGGAUAGGGGGUUGUACUACUUGA
This is a messenger RNA of Prunus armeniaca (apricot), 876 nucleotides long. Lineage: Eukaryota; Viridiplantae; Streptophyta; Magnoliopsida; Rosales; Rosaceae. The record is from the annotation of a GenBank genome assembly.